This is a messenger RNA of Panicum virgatum (switchgrass), 1419 nucleotides long. RefSeq names its product WUSCHEL-related homeobox 11-like. Gene Ontology annotation, molecular function: DNA-binding transcription factor activity; DNA binding. Gene Ontology annotation, biological process: adventitious root development. The coding region runs from base 282 to 1028 and encodes 248 amino acids. Lineage: Eukaryota; Viridiplantae; Streptophyta; Magnoliopsida; Poales; Poaceae. The transcript is spliced from 3 exons. The record is from RefSeq and is a predicted model, not a curated record.
GUAAACCUUAGCAUGACCAGAAAAAUAAAAUUCCUCUGAAAAGGGACAUUAGUUGUAUUCCAUUGCAGCACUUGGUGCCUCCUCCAAGAGGCUAGCUACGCCCCUUGCUGCAUUGGCUCCUUUCCUAUAAGUAGGAGAGUUUCCCACUCACAGUCUCGUCGCAGCAACACACAUUAGCUAGUGUGGAAACAGCACGCAAGCAAUUCAGUCUUCUCUCACUCCCUGCUUGCUUGCAUCACAUUCACAUUCACAUUCAAUUCAUAUAGAGCAGCAGGUAGGACAUGGAUGCAGGCGGCCUGAGCCCCGCGCGGCACGCGGCGGCGGAGCCGGUGCGGUCGCGGUGGACGCCCAAGCCGGAGCAGAUACUCAUCCUCGAGUCCAUCUUCAACAGCGGGAUGGUCAACCCGCCCAAGAACGAGACCGUCCGCAUCCGCAAGCUGCUCGAGCGCUUCGGCGCCGUCGGCGACGCCAACGUCUUCUACUGGUUCCAGAACCGCCGCUCCCGCUCCCGCCGGCGCCAGCGCCAGCUGCAGGCGGCCGCGGCAGCAGGCUCCUCGUCCUCGUCGGGCGGCGCCGGCCUCGCGCCGGCCUCAGCGGCCUCGUCAUCGACGGGGAUGUUCGCCCACGGCGCGGCGUACGGCUCGUCGUCCGAGUCCGUGUCGUGGCCGCCGCCGUCCGCGGGGAUGAUGGGGGACCUGGACAGCGGGGGCGGUGACGACCUCUUCGCCAUAUCGCGGCAGAUGGGCUAUGCGAACGGCGGUGGCUCCGGCUCGGCGGCCAUGACGUCGCAGCAGCAGCGGCAGCGGCAGCUUUACUACUCGUGCCAGCCAGCAGGGAGCAUGACGACGGUGUUCAUCAAUGGCGUGGCGACGGAGGUGGCCCGGGGCCCGAUCGACCUGCGGUCCAUGUUCGGGCAGGAUGUGAUGCUGGUCCACUCCACCGGCGGCAUCCUCCCCGUCAACGAGUAUGGAAUCCUCAUGCAGAGCCUGCAAAUGGGCGAGAGCUACUUCCUGGUGACGAGGGGCUAGCUAGCGCUACCACUGCAUGCAUGCACAUUCUUAGUAUGAUCGAGAGGCUAUAUGUAUAGAGAGGAAUUCAGGCAUGAAUAUAAUGAUAGAUACGGGCAGUUAUUAGUACUACUCUAUACAAGGAUGGGUACUGUAGCAGCAGCAGGGAUGACGACAUGCAUGAUACAGAGUUAAGCAUGCAAGAGUAGCGUAGUAUAAAUAUAUAUACGCACAUUAUUUAUUGGGAACAUAUCUGGUGCAAACCACAACUUCGUGAAAAUCCGUACAAAUCACAGCAAAAAAGUCGUCUAAAUUCACCAAAAAAAUCACACAUUUAGAUGAUAUGAUGAUAUAUAAUCUUGUAAAAUAUCUUGUCCAAACUCGACUUCGUUUGUGAGAUAUAAAAAUAACA